This is a messenger RNA of Mastomys coucha (southern multimammate mouse), 1119 nucleotides long. RefSeq names its product olfactory receptor 7E24-like. The coding region runs from base 47 to 1018 and encodes 323 amino acids. The record is from RefSeq and is a predicted model, not a curated record. Gene Ontology annotation, biological process: G protein-coupled receptor signaling pathway. Gene Ontology annotation, molecular function: olfactory receptor activity; G protein-coupled receptor activity. Gene Ontology annotation, cellular component: membrane. Lineage: Eukaryota; Metazoa; Chordata; Mammalia; Rodentia; Muridae. The transcript is spliced from 2 exons.
GAACCUUACAUGGAACAAGACAAAGGAGUUACUUUCGAUCUUGGUCAUGACCCAGCAAAGAAUAAGCUUAAAUAAGUGUCCAAACAAUACAGAAGCACAAAAUCUACCUGUUGUCUCACAAUUCCAUCUCAUGAGCCUCUCAGAGAAUCCAGAACUACAGCCUAUCCUUUUUGUGCUGUUUUUAUCCUUCUACAUGGUCACAGUGCUUGGAAAUUUGCUCAUCAUUCUAGCUGUGAGCUCUGACUUCCGCCUCCAUACCCCCAUGUAUUUCUUUCUCUCCAAUCUUUCCUGGUCUGACAUUUGUUUGAUCUCCACUACAGUCCCAAGGAUGAUUUGGGAUAUUAGAACUCAAAGCAGAGCCAUCUCCUAUGUGGGCUGCCUAACACAGAUGUCCAUGUUUAUAAUUUUUGGGUGUAUGGAUAGUAUGCUUCUGACUGCAAUGGCCUAUGAUAGGUUUGUGGCCAUCUGUAACCCUCUGCAUUACAAAAUCAUUAUGAAUCCUAACCUCUGUGCCUUCUUACUUUUGGCAUCUGUUUUGGCCAGUCUUGUGGACUCCCAAGUGCACAAUUUGAUUGUGCUACAAUUUACAUACUUCAAUGACAUGGAAAUCUCUAACUAUUUUUGUGAACCUUCUCAACUUCUUAAUCUUAACUGUUCUGAAAUGUUCACCAAAAACAUAGUUAUACAUUUUAUUGGUGUCUUUUUUGGUUUAUUUUCAACCUCAGGAAUUAUUUUCUCAUACUAUAAAAUUAUUUCUUCCAUCCUGAGAAUUCCAUCAACAGAUGGGAAGUAUAAGGCCUUCUCCACCUGUGGGUCUCACCUGUCAGUUGUUUGCUUAUUUUAUGGAACAUCCAUUGGAGUAUACAUUGGUUCAACUGCAUCAAGUUCUCCUGAAAACUGUGCAGUUGCUUCACUUAUGUACACAGUAGUCACACCUAUGCUUAAUCCCUUCAUCUACAGCCUGAGGAACAGGGACAUUAAAACUGCCCUAUGGCAACUGCAGAGAAGAGCAAUGUAAUUUCAUAACACCUUCCAUUAUUUUUGAAGUUUGAGUUCUUAACCCAACUAUUUAUCUAUAAAAAUAUAAUCUCUUUGUUGUUGUGGCUUUGGUUCCACUCC